Messenger RNA from Drosophila santomea, 1165 nucleotides. RefSeq names its product probable tRNA (uracil-O(2)-)-methyltransferase. Gene Ontology annotation, biological process: tRNA methylation. The record is from RefSeq and is a predicted model, not a curated record. Bases 29 to 1165 code for a protein of 378 amino acids. Gene Ontology annotation, molecular function: tRNA (uridine) methyltransferase activity. NCBI's taxonomy places the organism in Eukaryota, Metazoa, Arthropoda, Insecta, Diptera, Drosophilidae. The transcript has 2 exons.
AUAAUUACCAUGACUAUCACAAGAUAAUAUGUAUGCAAGUUUAAAUACGCGCCAAACAAAUAUCGAUAGAAGCAGCAACCCAUCGUGCUUAUACUUAAUAUUCGCGAUUUCAUGUGUCACCUUCCUUUUCGACACUAUGACAGCAGUAGAAGAAGCACAAUUCUGGCAGGCAAUUGGAAUACUGAUCAAAAACUAUCAUGCUUUGAAUAAAAAGAUAUUCGAGGUAGUCAUUACCCAAGUGAAAAAGCAUCAGGAUGGGCGACUGUGUGAAUCCAGUACGGAGGAGCUGUCGAUGACCCUGAAGGAAGUCCCAAACAAGCGCACGUGCACAGGAUUUACAAUCGGAUUCAAACUGCUGCCCAAAAAACUAGCGGAUAACAUUCUAGGCACCGGAACUGUGGACUUUGAAAAAGGUCUCUAUGAGUGCCAAUUUGCCAGCGAUAGCAUCGAAGACUUCUCCGUGAGACUUCUGGAGGGACAGUUUCAACUGGAGUCCAAAUCGAACCCCAACUGGUUGGAAUUCGUGCUCAGGCCAAAGCUUUUAAGCUGGUCCCAGUCCAAGCAGGAUGAAGCUAAGGUGAAGUCAUUGGGUCUGGUAAAUGUGGAAAAGUACAAUGAUCUGUAUAAGGAGUUGAAACAGAGGCAUUCACAACGCCUGCUAGAACACUGGAAAACCGCACAGGAAUCCACGGAUCCGUUGAAGUUCAUUUACGAGGAUUUGGCCAUCGCCGCAUAUCUCAUGGUUUUGUGGAGUCAGACACAAUCGGAGCCGAAUGCUUUCGCCGACUUGGGAUGUGGAAAUGGUCUUUUAGUUCAUGUGUUGAACGCCGAGGGCUACAAAGGGUAUGGCUACGAUAUAAGAAAGCGAAAACUAUGGUCUCUUUAUCCGCCGGAAACUCAAAAGAGCCUAAUUGAAAAAGCCGUGGAGCCCAACAACUUCCGCUUGGAUUUUCCGGAUGUGGAUUGGUUGAUAGGUAAUCAUUCCGACGAGCUGUCUCCUUGGCUUCCGGUUUUGGCUGCUCGCUUGAACAUCAACUACUUCCUACUGCCCUGCUGUCCCUAUGAACUGUCGGGAGCGAAGUUCCGCCGGCGGAAUACGAAGCCCAAUAUGUGCACCGAUUUGCGCAGGAAUGACAUGGUAUAUAAUUGGUGUCUAAACUAUUAA